CGAGACGGCGCGGUGGAUCGCCACGAGCCUGACAUUAGAUGUGGAUCAACGCCGAGUCAGGUUAGUCCGGAUCAACAAGUCAGGACGUUUUGGGAGUUGUUGACGACCGUGUGGUGGAUUUUCUGCUUUCCUGUUUGGGAUAUUUGAAGAACGUACAAACUCGCCCUGUGCACGGAGUUAUUUCCAUCAAAUCCGGCUGGUCAGCCCCCUACGGAGGGCUAUCGGGAUGCGUCGCCUUUGUACAACUGCCGAAUCUGCUGAGAUUGGUAAUCUCACUGAAGAAUCAGGGAUUCUGCAAUAUACAGGGUCAUUUUGUUUGAACAACAUUCUAGAACACUCCGGUCCGACGCACCGGAUGCUGAAAGCCCAUAUAACGCACGCAUUGCUGGGUACAAUUUGCUUUCUCUUCUCGAGAGAGCUGUGCUUACAAUGGCUAACGAUACGGGUAUCAUAUCAUUCGUUUUUCCAAUUAUGAGGGCGUGGAAAUCGGCAUUGCCCUUGGCCCUUUUGGGUAUGGGCGCUUCCAUCGUCGAUGCUAUGCCCACCGCGGACAAUCUGCACAAGCUGAUGAAUGGAGCGGGCCAGAUCCCUAAGAACUGUCCUUAUUCCGAUGUCCAAGGUGGAAGCGUCAAGAGUAGCUUGAACAAGCGUCUCCUGGUGAAUUCAUUGAAAGCUCCCGUUGAUGUCAACGGUGACCACGCUUUCCAAGCGCCUAACUUUGAUGAUGGCGACCAGCGUGGGCCUUGCCCUGGGCUCAACGCGCUGGCUAACCAUGGUUAUAUCCCUCGUAACGGUGUUGUAUCUUUUGCUGAAGUGAUCCCGGCCAUUAACAAAGUGUAUGGUAUGGGCGUCGAUCUUGCUACGGUCCUGGCCGUGAUGGGCACUGUUUGGGGAGGCAACCCGCUCUCGUUGAACCCCAGCUUCUCGAUUGGUGGAAAGGACGACCGGGUCAACAACCUGUUGGAUAAUCUUGGUGGCCUGCUAGGCGAUCCGCAGGGUAUCAUCGGCACGCACAACUUUGUCGAAUCCGACUCGUCCUUGACGCGUGACGACCUGUAUAUGACCGGAAACAACUACGCUCUCAACAUGACCAAGUUCGAAGAAUUCUACGCAAUGUCCACGGAUGGCACGUUUGACAUGGACUUGAUGGCCGAGCGGGCCAAGAUCCGGAUGGACCAGACCAAGGCGACCAAUCCCAACUUUUAUUAUGGACCGGUGACAGGACUUCUCGCGCGUAAUGCUGGAUACAUGUUUGUGGGACGCAUUUUCCGGAAUCACUCUGAGGAGCACCCGGAAGGAGUUUUGACCAAGGAUAUCGUCAAAAGCUUCUUCGCAGUUCAGGAAGAAGAAGGAAAUUUCACCUACAACGAGGGUUGGGAAAGGAUUCCCGACAACUGGUACAAGACUCCCGUGGACUAUGGAUUGGUGCAGCUCAACCUCGAUACGGUGGGCUUUGUCACUAAGUAUCCCGAGCUGGGCAGUAUCGGAGGCAACACCGGAACCGUCAACAGCUUCACUGGCGUCGAUCUCUCUGACCUGACUGGAGGCGUCCUCAACCUGUCGACUCUCUUGGAGAAAAACAAUCUGAUUUGCUUCGUUUUUGAGGUCCUCAAGUUUGCCAGUCCCAAUGCCCUCUCCGGCCUGUACAAGACUCUGUCCGUGCCGCUCGAGAUGGUCACCAAAGCUAUCGCAGCCCCAUUGUUGAACAUGACGUGCCCGGCCUUCGAUGACCUAAAGAUGGGCGGACAGGAUUUCUUCUCCGGCAUCCAGAGCCAAUACCCUGGCGCAAACCGGACCGGUGGUGGACUGUAGACUCGUACAGCAGACAAGAUAUGAGCUACUAUAUCGCCAUAGCUAAUCGAGCUCUGUAUGAAUACAUUUUGCC
Messenger RNA from Aspergillus ruber CBS 135680, 1885 nucleotides. RefSeq names its product peroxidase family protein. Gene Ontology annotation, molecular function: peroxidase activity. NCBI's taxonomy places the organism in Eukaryota, Fungi, Ascomycota, Eurotiomycetes, Eurotiales, Aspergillaceae. The transcript has 8 exons. The coding region runs from base 430 to 1812 and encodes 460 amino acids. The record is from RefSeq and is a predicted model, not a curated record.